ACUCUUCCUGAACAAGCUCACUGAGUGAGCCUUUCCUCAAACUACAUCUGCUGAAAAGAAACUGCAACAAAGAACAUGGAGCCAAACAGGAAUCUGCGACACAGUAAAUGCUUCUGACAGCAGCUUGUGACGAUAGUUUGAACAUUUCUGAAAACAAAGGAGCAACCGAUUUAUAUCCACAAAACAUAUUUUUGAGCUUCUAUCAUCCUGUCAAAGGAGCCAGGUUUUGCAGCUAUGGCCAGAUGUCGCAUGGAUUGCAUAGAAAAGCCCCUUCAGAGCUUCUUUAAGAAGAUGGGUAAAUCUGUUGGAUCCAAUCCCUGGUGGUUCCUCAUUGCCCCCCUUAUUGUCUCUGCAGCUCUGGGAAGCGGGUUUUAUUUUACUCAGGACAGACUCUCCAACAAUAUUGAAGAGGAGUUUACACCUUUUAAUGGACCGGCCAAGACAGAGAGGAAGCACUUCAGUGAAAUGUUUCCAGAAGAUGAUUCCAUGUUUUCAAGUUUGAGGCAGACCACAGAUGGAAACUAUGCCACUCUCAUAGCUACAAGCGAGACUAAUAUUCUGACUGUUAAAAUGCUUGAAGAAAUCCUCAUGUUGGACUCUAAAAUCAAGAACAUGUUGGUAGAAUUUGAUAAGGAAUCAUUUAAAUAUGAGGGCAUCUGUGCUAAGGUGAUGAAAAACUGCAUUUCAAACAUCAUUCUAGAUAUCAUUCAAUACAAUGCCGAAAAUAUAAAAGCUGUCACACUGACAUUCCCGUGGUAUCACAAUGGUAAGACAAAUUUGCCGUUGUAUACAAGUCUGGGGGGUGUGACUCAAGGAGACACUUCAGUUGUUGAAAGCGCUAAAGCUAUACAACUCUAUUACUAUUUAAAAGAGGGCAACAAAACAAAAAAUGACCUUUGGUUGGAAAGCUUCAUUAGUUUGGUGUCGAAUAGCUCCUCACCUUCCCUCCAGGUAAGAACUCACAUUUUGUGUUUAAGUUAUUAUCCUCCCACUUGGUGGUUGGAUAAUGUGAGGACGAAGGUGUGGGUGGGGUUCUGCGGCGUUCUCUCUACAAGUCUAGCGGUCGUGAGUGGUUUUGGUUUGCUCUUGUUGGUGGGCCAGCCUUUUGUAAUGACAGCUGCCUCCUGUCCCUUCAUGAUUCUAGGUAUUGGGAUCGAUGAUAUGUUCAUCAUGAUCUCCUGCUGGCAAAAGACUUGCGUUCUGGACAGCGUUCCAGAACGGCUGGGUGAGACCUACAAAGAUGCUGCCAUCUCCAUUACCAUUACCACCCUCACCGAUGUGCUGGCUCUCUUCCUGGGCUGCAUCACACCCUUUGGCUCAGUCCAGUCCUUCUGCCUCUAUGCUGGAAUUUGUCUUUGCUUCUGUUACUUCUACAGCCUGACCUUCCUGGGUGCAUGCAUGGCUUUAAAUGGGCAGAGAGAAGCAGAGAACAAGCACUGGAUCACCUGCAUCAAAGUCCCAAGUGAUGCACCAGGGAAAUCAAAAGCUUUCUGGUUGUGCUGUACUGGGGGUCGGUACAACCAAGAUACUAAAAAAGAGGAAACAGAGCCCAUAAGUUCUUUUUUUGAGAGGUUCUACGGUCCAUUUCUGACCCACAAAGUGACAAAAGUCUUUGUGUUUGUCCUUUAUGCAGGUUAUUUAGCUGCUAGUAUCUAUGGCUGUGUAAUCUUAAAAGAAGGACUUGAUACUAAGAACCUGGCUUUGGAUGAUUCUUACAUUAUCAAUUACUACAACCAUGAAGAGGAGCACUUCAAUGAAUAUAGCUUCAGUGCAAUGGUGGCAAUAGAGCAGCAAUUCCCCUACUGGGAAAAAGACCAACGGAAGCAAUUAAAUUCUUGUAUUUCAAGUUUUGAAUCACUGAAAUUUGUCAAUAACACAAUGGCUUGGUUCAUUUUCUUUGAAAACUAUGCAGAAGGCAAUAAUAAGCCCAUAAGCUCCCAGGAGGAAUUCCUAAACAACCUGAAACCUUUCUUAAAUUUUGACCCAUUCUUAGCACAAGACAUCCAAUGGACUCCAGACGGUAAGAUUCAGGCAUCUCGCUUUUUCCUGCAGACAAAAAACAACGUACCGAUGGCAGAUAUGAUGGUGGAGCUCAGGAAAACUGCGGAGGAAUGUUCAGUGGAGCUCCUGGUGUACCACCCUUCUUUCAUCUACUUUGACCAGUACACUGUCAUUUUAAAUAACACCAUCCAAACCAUGCUCACCGCUGUGAUCGUAAUGCUUGCAAUCUCUCUCGUACUCAUACCCGAUCCUCUCUGCUCACUUUGUGUAGUGUUUGCAAUUGUUUCAGUCAUCACCGGCGUGACGGGAUUCAUGUCCCUCUGGGGCGUCAAUCUGGAUUCCAUCUCCAUGAUCAAUCUGGUCAUGUGCAUCGGUUUCUCGGUAGAUUUCUCGGCGCACAUUUGCUACUCUUUUGUUUCGAGUCCCAAAAGUGACGGCAAUGAGAAAGCUAUUGAGGCUUUGGCGAUUUUGGGUUACCCAGUACUGCAGGGAGCACUGUCCACUAUCUUAGGUGUGGUGGUGUUGAGCGUGUCUGGGAGUUACAUAUUCCGGACAUUUUUCAAAAUCGUGUUUCUUGUCAUUGUGUUUGGACUGUUCCACGGCUUGACGUUUAUUCCAGUGUUUCUCACGUUGUUUGGGGCCUGUAGCAAGUCACGUUGAGCUGAUGCCCAGUGCAUCCGUCUGCAGAUUUGACAUUUCAAUUACACUCACGCUAAAACUGUGGAUGCCAUGCCUUUAACUUGAUUGAUAUAUAUGUAAAAAAAAAAUUUUAAAAAAGGACUAUUGUUUAAAAUAUAGCAAACCUGUGCGCUCAUGCUAAGAUACUUUCAGUGUCUGAAAACACACUGAAAGUAUCUAUAUAUAUCUCUCUAUAUAUAUCUAUAUAUAUUUAUUGUUCAUCUCUAAUAUUGUAGGCUAUUUAUCUAACAAUACAAAACACCUUGAGGCAACUGAGGUCAUGACCUGGUGCUACAUAAACAAACAGAUUUGAAUU
This is a messenger RNA of Haplochromis burtoni (Burton's mouthbrooder), 2995 nucleotides long. RefSeq names its product patched domain-containing protein 3 (gene ptchd3b). Bases 235 to 2661 code for a protein of 808 amino acids. Gene Ontology annotation, cellular component: membrane. The transcript has 3 exons. NCBI's taxonomy places the organism in Eukaryota, Metazoa, Chordata, Actinopteri, Cichliformes, Cichlidae. The record is from RefSeq and is a predicted model, not a curated record.